Messenger RNA from Ruditapes philippinarum (Manila clam), 654 nucleotides. RefSeq names its product tigger transposable element-derived protein 6-like. The coding region runs from base 1 to 654 and encodes 217 amino acids. The record is from RefSeq and is a predicted model, not a curated record. The transcript has a single exon. Gene Ontology annotation, molecular function: DNA binding. Gene Ontology annotation, cellular component: nucleus. NCBI's taxonomy places the organism in Eukaryota, Metazoa, Mollusca, Bivalvia, Venerida, Veneridae.
AUGACAGGGGAAAAGUUGAAACCUUUGGUUAUUGCUAAAUCAAGUAACCCAAGAUGUUUAAAAAAUAUCAAAGUAGAAAAGUUGCCAGUUCAUUUCAGGGACAACAAAAAAGCACGGAUGACAACUGAGCUCAUGAGUAACUGGCUUCGCAUCGUGGACAAAGACAUGAGAAAGGCAGGUUGGAAAAUUCUUCUGUUUUUAGACAACGCCCCUAGUCAUCCAAUGUUGAAGUUGUCAAAUGUAAAGUUGGCCUUUUUUCCACCUAAUACUACUUCCAGACUUCAACCUAUGGAUCAGGGGAUUAUACAGACACCCAAGUUGAAAUAUCGUAAGAAGCAGUUGCAACAUAUUCUUGUUAAAGUUGAUAGCAGCAACAAGGUUGGUUCACAGUUAUUGAAAGAAAUCUCGGUCCUAGAUGCAAUUUACUGGAUUGAUGCAGCCUGGAGAGACAUUAAAGCAAAGACUAUUGUUAAAUGUUUCCCUUCUGAACCAGUUGAAUCUGUAAACGCUGAUGGCAAUGAUGACAGUGAUGAUGAUGAAGUCCCAUUGAAUGUCCUGAAACUAUCUCACGAUUUAUUUGGGUGUGAAUUUAAGGACUUGAUUAACUUAGAAGUCACUUUGAGAACUUGUGAUGAUUCUUAUAAAACAGGCUAG